This is a messenger RNA of Anoplopoma fimbria (sablefish), 2658 nucleotides long. RefSeq names its product phosphodiesterase 8B (gene pde8b). Gene Ontology annotation, molecular function: 3',5'-cyclic-AMP phosphodiesterase activity. The coding region runs from base 1 to 2658 and encodes 885 amino acids. Lineage: Eukaryota; Metazoa; Chordata; Actinopteri; Perciformes; Anoplopomatidae. The transcript is spliced from 23 exons. The record is from RefSeq and is a predicted model, not a curated record. Gene Ontology annotation, biological process: signal transduction.
AUGGGCUGCGCUCCCAGCAUCCACGUCUCCCAGAGCGGCGUGAUCUACUGCCGGGACUCGGAUGAAUCCAACUCCCCGCACCAGACCACCACCAUCUCCCAGGGCACCGCGGCCACCCUGCACGGGCUCUUCAUCAAGACCGACGCGGCCGAGAGCAUCCCCUCCGUCCUCGCCUACCAGAGCCGACAAUCGCGCAAUAACUCGUUCCGAGGCGGCCGGGAGAACAACAGCAGCAGCGGAGGUGGAGGUGGAGGUGGAGGUGGAGGUGGAGGUGGGCACGUCCGCAUCGAGGCCGAGACGCAGACCAGCCACACCACAGUCAAGCAGGUUUCAUCUACAGAACAAUGUGUUGGACCUAUGAGACUGACCCAAGAGCCCAUCCAGGUCCUGCUGGUGUUCGCCAAAGAGGACAGCCAGAGCGAUGCCUUCUGGUGGGCCUGCGACCGCGCCGGCUUCAGGUGUAACAUCGCACGCACACCUGAGUCCGCCGUCGAGUGUUUCCUGGAGAAGCACCACGAGAUUAUAGUCAUCGACGCACGCCACUCGCGCUACUUUGAGCCCGAAGCUGUGUGCCGGUUGAUCCGUGCAACGAAGCCGUCAGAAAACACAGUUAUUCUCGCUGUCGUGCCACAAAAACCUGCUGACCAGGACGAGCCAUCUGUUCUUCCUCUCCUCUGUGCAGGAUUUAACAGAAGGUUUGUGGAGAACAGCAGUGUGUCGGCCUGCUACAAUGAGCUCAUACAGAUCGAGCAUGGAGAGGUGCGCUGCCAGUUCAAACUCAGGGCUUGUAACUCCGUCUUCACGGCUCUGGAGCACUGCCAAGAGGCCGUGGAGAUCACCAGUGAGGACCACAUCAUACAGUACGUGAACCCAGCGUUCGAGCGGAUGAUGGGCUACCACAAGGGGGAGUUGAUCGGGAAGGAACUGACCGAACUCCCCAAGAGCGACAAGAACAGAGCGGACCUGCUGGACACCAUCAACACCUGUAUUAAAAAAGGAAAGGAGUGGCAGGGCAUUUACUACGCCAGGAAGAAGUCCGGCGACAGCAUGCAGCAGCACGUGAAGAUAACACCUGUGAUCGGCCAAGGAGGGAAGAUCCGACAUUUCGUGGCCAUCAAGAGACCUCACAUAGACAACAAUAAUCAGGUUCACAAGUUCAACAAGGAGGAGCGAUGCAGCGGGGAACAUUCUCAGUCAGAGUGCCAUUCUCUACGUCACCGGGACCGGAGGAAAGACUCAAUCGAUGCCAGAUCGCUCAGCUCUCGCAGUAGUGACGCUCCAAGUUUACAGAAUAGAAGAUAUUCCUCCGUCGCCAGGAUUCACUCCAUGACCAUCGAGGCUCCCAUCACAAAGGUGAUAAACAUCAUCAACGCGGCCCAGGAGAGCAGUCCGGUGACGGUGGCCGAGGCCCUGGAUCGGGUUUUGGAGAUCCUGAGGACCACGGAGCUCUACUCCCCUCAGCUCGCCUCCAAAGAAGACGACCCCCACACCAACGACCUGGUCGGGGGGCUCAUGAGUGACGGGCUGCGGAGACUCUCUGGGAAUGAAUAUGUCUUCUGCAAAAAUAUGAGCCAGAGCCAGCUGGCCAUCCCCGUCACUCUGAAUGACGUCCCUCCAUCCAUCGCUGAGAUGCUGAACGAUGAGGAGUGCUGGGAGUUCAACAUCCUGGAGCUGGAGGCGGCGACACACAAGAGGCCGCUGACUUACCUCGGGCUGAAGAUCUUCGCAAGUUUCGGCGUGUGCGAGUUCCUGAACUGCUCGGACGCCACGCUGCGCUCCUGGCUGCAGCUCAUGGAGGCCAGCUACCACUCCUCCAACUCCUACCACAACUCCACCCAUGCUGCAGACGUGCUGCACGCCACCGCCUACUUCCUCCGCAAAGAGAGAGUCAAGAACAGUCUGGACCAGCUGGAUGAGGUAGCUGCUCUGAUAGCGGCCACUGUUCACGACGUGGAUCACCCUGGCAGGACCAACUCCUUCUUGUGUAACGCCGGCAGCGAGCUGGCCAUCCUCUACAACGACACGGCCGUGCUGGAGAGCCACCACGCCGCCCUCGCCUUCCAGCUCACGGUCCGAGACAGCAAGAGCAACAUCUUCAAGAACACAGACAGGAAUCAGUUUCGAACACUGCGACAGGCAAUCAUAGACAUGGUGCUGGCUACAGAGAUGACCAGACACUUUGAGCACGUCAGCAAGUUUGUCAACAGCAUCAACAAGCCAAUGGCCGCCAUAGAGGAGACCAGCACGAGUAGCGUGAACAGCGACUGUGACGGUCAGGCCAACAUCAGGAACUCUCCAGAGAACCGUCUGCUCAUCAAGAGGAUGUUGAUCAAGUGUGCAGAUGUGGCGAACCCCUGCAGACCGCUGGAGCUCUGCAUCGAGUGGGCCGGACGCAUCUCAGAGGAGUACUUUGCACAGACGGAUGAGGAGAAGAGACAAGGGCUGCCCGUGGUGAUGCCGGUGUUUGACAGGAACACCUGCAGCGUGCCCAAAUCUCAGAUCUCCUUCAUGGACUAUUUCAUCACUGACAUGUUUGACGCCUGGGAUGCCUUUGCCAGCCUGCCUGGUCUCAUGGAGCACCUGUCAGAGAACUACAAGUACUGGAAGGGCUUGGACGAGAUGAAGUGCAAGAGCCUGCGUCCUCCUCCUCCUUCUUGA